Dreissena polymorpha is the source of this 1455-nucleotide messenger RNA. Its product is annotated as brevican core protein-like. The coding region runs from base 191 to 1393 and encodes 400 amino acids. Gene Ontology annotation, molecular function: signaling receptor activity. The record is from RefSeq and is a predicted model, not a curated record. Lineage: Eukaryota; Metazoa; Mollusca; Bivalvia; Myida; Dreissenidae. The transcript is spliced from 9 exons.
ACUCUUAUCGCAAUUGAUAAGCACACGAAAUAGUUAACGUAUUCUUAGUGUGAAAUAUUAGUUAGAACGUAUACAUUAUAUUUGUUAACAUAUUCGACACAGAACGUGAUUAAAAAAACGUGACUGUAUGGCUUUUUGAAAGCGGCUAAUAACAUCAUACACACUACUACCACUAGAUCCACUACGAAAGAUGAUGUUUGUGGUAUUCAUCCUUCUGACCACCGGAGUCCCGUGCUGGGCAGACUUCCUUUGUCUUUGCAACUACAACGUUGAGACAACCAUUUUCCGCGAGGCCCGGGACGACGCAGAGGCUCUCGGAUAUCUCUAUGAAUUCGACUGCAAGUACAUCAUACCGGGAGGGCAACUGACGUCCGGCUGGAGCGCUAUUGGAUAUGAACACCAGGUCGGUUACGUCAAAAGGGCAGGGCAGAUAGAAGAACAGGUGUGCCCAGGAGGGAUUCCCGACGCCGACAAAGUUCCGGAAUCAUCUUCACCGACCACAGCCAUAUUAUCAACAACUACGACGACUAUUGCUCCUAAACCAACAACUAUUACAACUUCAACAACACCACGACUUACAACAACGACACCAACGACUACUCCACGACCUAUCACAACAACAACUACUACUACUACAGCAACGCCACUACCAACUCCAACAACAACUACAACGACUCCAAGACCGACAUCAAAAACAACAAAAACUACAACAACACCAAUACCAACUACCAUUUCCACUACAACCACAACAACGCCAACACUUGCGUCAUCAACUAUAACUUCUACGCGCUUGUCUCAGCAGACGACCACAUUGUUUCCAAUCUUCACCAACCUUACACCCCUGCGACUCGUGACAACGACGACAGCAGCGCCAAGUGUCGUAUACGGCCAAGUGAACCUCUGUCCCGCUAUUCUACACCAGUACACGCGCGAAGACCAGGGAGCCCUUCAGCAAUAUGGCGACUACUGCUACGAGAUAGUCCCCAUCCGGGCUAUCUGGGCCAAGGCCGAGAACGACUGCCGGGCCAAGGGAGGCCACCUUAUACAUAUCAGCAGCAAAGGUCUACAGGACUUCAUCUAUCAAUGGAUCAAGUCUCUGCAAUUCGACCAUGCGUGUUGGACGGGACUGCAUGACCUUCGAACAGAGGAACAGUUCGAAUGGAUUUCCGGCGAUCACGUGAUCUAUCAGAACUUCCACCCGGACCGGAAGGGUAAUCUGGCGAGUCAUUACAACGAAAACUGUGUCCUGCUGGUCCCAUACGAGCCUUACUUUGGUCAAUGGGAUGACGUCAUCUGCGGGGAUGUGGGUAUCUUUGGUGACACCGGUCAGCAGAAUCCCUUCAUCUGCGAGUACUCUAUCCUACCCCGACAUUCCAGCCCUAUCGUUGGCUGAACCACGCACAUCUUAGUGUUGGACAAUGUUAGUAAUCUUGUAAAAAUAAAAGCGAUUCAAUA